Molecule: messenger RNA, 1890 nt
Organism: Pelagomonas calceolata
Lineage: Eukaryota; Pelagophyceae; Pelagomonadales; Pelagomonadaceae
Source: the annotation of a GenBank genome assembly
AUGGAGCAAACCGAGGGCGUCGUAACAAAGCGCGGCGCCUGGCCCGACGCCCGCGGCCGCUGGUUCCUCGAGAUCGACGGCCGCGUUGUCAUAAUAGCGGACGAGUGCGCCGCGACGCUUGGCGACCGCGUGACGUGCCGCGGACUCACGCGCGCAGCCGUGGAGAACGCCACGCGACCGUGCUACCGCGCGCGAAAGAGGACAUCCACCAUCACAAUUGAAGAGGCGAACGACGCGCCGUGCCGGCUCCGAGGACAGGUCGCGGGCGUCUCGCAAACGAGGGGCUGCUUUUGGUUGCAAGGCGGCCAGCACGUCCUCGCCGGCCGAUUCGCCCUGCCGGCGGUCGGUCAAAUCGUGGAGCUGCGUGGCUGCGAAGUCACGGCCGCGAGCAACUACGUCGCCGGCGCGACGGCGUUCAUGCGAGCCGACGGCGACGAGCUCCCCAAGACCAAUCUGGAGGCGAAGCUGCGCGGCGGCGCGUCCGAGGCCGACUACCGCGCGCUGGAGACUGUGGCACGGCGCGAGCUUGGGGAUGUGGGUUCUCACGAGCUUGGGAGACUAUUGCAAGGCGUCGUGUCAAAGCGAGGGCUCAAACGGUCGGCGCAUGACGACCUGCUCGCGGCCUUCUUCCCGUCACGGCGGGACGACGACGAGGCGCCUCUGAAGGCCGCAUUACUCGAAGACGCGCGCCCGGGCCGCGUCGACGCCGUCGUCUUCGGGACCGUCGCGCGUCGAGACGGCGUCGCCGUGUUACGAGGCAGAACCACCUCGGUGCUACUAAAAGCACAUUCGGAAGCCUACGAGCUGCCUCUCAAUGCGUCUGUGGCCAUUGAUGGCUGCGGCCUGCGGAAGCGACCGCGCGACCAGUCUCAUCAGAUACUCGUGGCGGCCCGGCAUAGAAUCAUCUGCGUAGGUGACGGUGUGCCGAUUACGAUAGAAGCGCUGGACGACGCGGUCUCUGCGUCGCUCUUCGGCGAGGUCCUCGACGUGCGCCGCGUUGCCUCAGAUGGCGUCCUAUUACUCGUCGACGACGUGGACCGGGGGCCCGUUCUCGUAAAGGCGCCCUCGGAAGAUUUAGUGGAGGGCGCCUGGGCCGCGCCGGCCUUCUGCGACGCGUACCCGUGGGUGAGCGGAGGCGGUGAUGGCGGCGCCGAUCCGCGAGCGCUCCUUGGUUGUUUCGUGUCUUGUGGAGACGUCGUGUUCAUGGACGACGAAGAAGAUGUAGUAGAGACGGUGCGCGUCGUCGGCGCGGCGCUGGUCGCCGUCUCUCGGGUGAGACCGCGGCGGUGUCGAGCGGCUCGUAUUAUAGAAGGAGACGCUCUGCAGUACGCUUCCAGUCGAUUGCGCACGCCGCCGGCGCCCUGCUCGACCUACCGCGUAUGUGUCGAGGCCGCCAGGGAUUUACAGGAGGGCGAGGAGGUUUGCGUCUGCGGACGGGCGGCGUUUUCCGGCCCGAACGGCUACGCCUUCGUCGAAGAAAUGAAAGCCCUCCCCCUCCAAGGCCAGCACGGCGCCGAAGUGUUAAGGAGCCAGCUCGCGCAAGUGAGGCGGUGCCCGCUCUGCGCGGCGAUCGACCUGGGUCGUCUGGCGACGAUCGGGGCGGACGCGCAACGGAAAGGCUCUUUGAAAGUUGUGGAGCGGUCCUUCGUGCUCGAUGACGGGACGGCGUCAAUGCGAUGCGAGUGGCGGUGCUGCGGGUGUGCGAGUCGUGACUAUCCUGGAGAGUCGUCAAGGAUGGACGGACGGCUCGCCGUCGUCCGCGGCUCGGUGGGAAGCGACUACCGGGGCUUCACCUUCAUUCAUGUCGCGUCCCUGCGGCUCGCUUCUGAAGAAGAAGCGCCUCUUUGGACGCUGCUGACGCCCCGCGUCGCCGACGGGUGGGACGGUUAG